CUGCAAAGCGCCAGCCAGCUCCUGCUCUCCUCUCAUGGACACCUCGGUCACCACGCGCCCAUGCCCAGGCCGUGCCCCCCCCCAGCCGUUCCCAUUGUAGCCUCGGAGGCCCGCGCAUGCGCAGGACCGGCGCUCAGAGCGGCAGAGGGGCCGGCGAGCUGGAGAGCUGCGUGAUGCAUGCACCGGAGGCAGGGUCCCUGGUGCGGAGGUGGCGGCUGCGCUGGUUUGUGUGUGGGGAUUGGCAGUUUCUGGAUCCUUCCUCCAGGAUUUUCAGCGCUGUGGAGCUCUCCUUUCUGCAGUGUGGAGGAGCGCUGGGCAGGAGGCGGCGCCGAGGCUCCACAUAAAGGGCUCAAUGUCUGGUUCAGUGGUUAAAAGCUGUUCACAGGGAUGACUGGACCCCACUAAGCAUUCUUUCGUCUGUAGUGAACGUUUCACCAAAAAAAGCUCUUGGAAAGGCUGGAUGGUCAGUAUUACAUGCUCAAGCCAUGGCCUUGCCCUCCAUCUUCCACCUGAUUGAGAAGGGGGGGCUGAAGUCCGUGGCUGCCCCAGGAGAAAGGACACCAGGAAGGCCACCGGGGACCUAAGGAACAUGCGAGUGAAGCAGAUGGGAAAGGAGCUGCAGGUUCAUCGUUGUCCUUGAGGGAAAACCUGAGGGCCUAGCAGGGCUCCCGCAAGUUGAAGCGAGCCACUGUGCAGGGUGAACUUGCACCCAGGGCUGCCCAGGAAGCCGCCAGUCAGGAGCAGGUGCAGAGUCUCUGGAAGGAACUCCAGGAUACAGUGUGGCCUCCACAGCAUCAGGCAGCCAGGGAGAUGCAAACAUGUCUGCUAUGGAUGCUGACAAUGAGACCCCCCUCUUCCCUGCCAGGGUCUCUUAGUUUGGUGGCAGCAGUGGGAUCCAAAGGAGACAUCUGAUGGCUUAGGGGAUGAGAAACACAGGCAUUGGUACCCGCAAAACCUUUGAGUUCUCCAUCUUUGUCACUGAUUCUGAGAGCCGUGGAGUCAGCUCCAGAGUUUCAGCCAGCAGCAGAAGCAGAGCUGUGGGCAGUGGUGGAGGUAGAGCUGGCUCCAGCUCCGUUGACACCACACCCUCUAGCACUGGAGCCAGUGUCCCCUCUACCAGCAGUGUUGGAGCUGGAGCAAGGGCCAACAUGGGCUCCAGCAGGAGUGGGAGCUGCUGAGUUGGAGUCACCUGGACCAUCAUUUCUAGUGGGAAGUCCAUCUCCACUUGUGGCUAAGAAGUGUGAGAAGAAGCCCAACCUACGGCCUUCCCUCCUAAGCUGGUGGUGGAGCAGUUGACUGUGAUGGAUGCGGAGCUCUUCCGGAAGGUGGUGCCCUCUCAGUGCCUGGGCUCCACCUGGGGCAAGAGGAACAAGCCCAGCAAUGAGCACCUGGCACACACCGUCCGGGCCACCAUCGACCACUUCAGAAGGGUGGCCAGCCUCGUCGUCACCACCUGCCUCGGGGACCCGAGCAUGAUGGCCCAGGACAGGGAGUGCAAGAUCCUGAAGAACUUCUCCUCGCCCCGCACUGUCAUCUCUGUUCUGCAGAAAACAUCCAUAUGCCACCUGAAGAACACAUGGGGGAAGUUUCCUGCCCCCAGGCCCCAAUACCGAGCCCCAUACCAGUGGCCGAUCACAGCCUCAUCCUCAGCAGCCAGGACACAGCUGGGAAGCUUGCGAUGCACCGGGCCAGCUCCUCCCACCUGACAGGAAGGGGAGCACUUUAAGCUGAUUCCUGGGAUCCCC
Molecule: messenger RNA, 1745 nt
Organism: Diceros bicornis minor
Lineage: Eukaryota; Metazoa; Chordata; Mammalia; Perissodactyla; Rhinocerotidae
Product: ral-GDS-related protein-like
Exons: 7
Coding region: 1302-1706 (134 amino acids)
Biological process (GO): positive regulation of GTPase activity; Ras protein signal transduction
Cellular component (GO): plasma membrane
Molecular function (GO): guanyl-nucleotide exchange factor activity
Source: RefSeq, a predicted model, not a curated record